GCAGAGGCUUUGUAAGAGAGAUUUGAGUUGUCCAUAGCUAACACUUUUACAUAUUCACGGAACUGUCUUGUUACCCUCCAUGCCUUUUUGACUUUCUAGGGUUUCCUUUGCGCAUAGUUUUAGUGAAAGACUUUGCCUUUGUAUAUGGAAAUGCAAGAGCGCCAAUCAAUUUUGCUAUUUCACUAAGGCACAACAGAGAGAAAUAUCAAAGCCCUGUAACGAUCUGUCGUUCACGUCAGAUGAGUAAUUUGAUUAAGAAGUCCAUAGAUGAGUAAUAAAAUACACUAGCCCAUCACCAAAGCAAGCCGUUCUUAUUAAUCUUGAGGGCCAUUAAAAUAUUCUUUUCCUUUUACAAAACAGUGUCGUUUCACGACUCCAGAAUUCGGGUUGGACACCCAGAAUGCAGUCCACCGAUUCAAUUGUCUUCGGUUUUUUGUAUCAUCAUGUACCCCUGGAUUCAAAUCUGAAGAAUCCCUGCAGAAUAUAAAAAUACAGAGCAGAAAGCAUCAAAAUAAUCCAAAUGAGUGCAGGUGGUGCGUUUGGUGGAAAUAGAGGACUAAGACCUGUACCUCCAGAAAAAGGAGUCUUCCCUUUGGAUCACAUGCAUCAAUGCGACGUGGAGAAGAAAGAUUACCUUAAUUGUCUGAAAUCUUCUAGCCAUCAGUCUGAAAAAUGUAGACGUUUCUCCAAAAAGUACCUGGAAUGCCGCAUGGAAAAAAACUUGAUGGCAAGGCAAGCCAUGUCAGAACUCGGGUUUGGAAAAGAAGAUUCAGAAGCUUCUGGCAGGAACAAUGAGAGUAUUAAUAAUUGAUUAACCAAUGGAAGUAGGUCAUAUGGAUGCACUGUGGAAUCAAAUACUGGAGAUUUAUGAAGUUGAAGAGCUUUGAAUCCGCUGGUUGAAUUGAUCAGGAUUCUCAUUUCAUUUGACUGUACACUUUUCAUUGUUAUCUUAGAUAUAGGGUUGUCAAAUAUAGGAUUAGAUUAUUUUGGCUGAUUUUGUAAUUCAAAUGAUGAUUUUUAGCAAGCUUGAACUUGAUUUUAAGGUUAGUAGAUGUUGCAAUGAAGAUCAUAUAAUACCAAGUAGCUCUGGAUAAAAAAAAAAAAAAAGAAAAAAAAGAUGAUUGUGAAUUCGUACA
Messenger RNA from Jatropha curcas, 1136 nucleotides. RefSeq lists its product as uncharacterized. NCBI's taxonomy places the organism in Eukaryota, Viridiplantae, Streptophyta, Magnoliopsida, Malpighiales, Euphorbiaceae. The record is from RefSeq and is a predicted model, not a curated record.